AUGGACUGGAAGUUGGGUGGCAUCCGCCUUCCGCCUGGCCCACGCCCGCUUCCGAUCAUUGGGAACAUCCUCGAGCUCGGGGACAAGCCCCACCGGGCAAUCGCCAAGCUCUCUAAGCUAUAUGGCCCUGUUUUGACCAUAAAGCUGGGGGCAAUCACCACCCUAGUCAUCUCCUCUCCAGAGGCUGCUAAGGAAGCCCUCCAGAAGAAUGAUCAGCACUUGUCCAGCCGGCAGGUCCCUGACACCGCCAAGGCGACCGGUCACCAUGAUAAGUCGGUCGUGUGGCUGCCCGCCUUUGACAAGUGGAAGCUGCUCAGGAAGGUGUGCACUGUGCAGAUGCUGACGGCACGCAAGCUCGACGAAACCCAGUUCCUUCGCUGCAAGAAGUUGGAGGAGCUUGCUGGCUUCAUCCGGGAGAGCUGCCAGCAAGGCCAUUGCGUCAACAUCGGGAAGGCCGCCUUCACAACCGUGUUCAACUCAAUCUCAAACACGCUGUUUUCCAUCGACUUGGCACACCACGAUGCACGUUCCUCCCAGGAGUUCAAGGACCUUGUGUGGGGCGUGAUGGAGGAGACCGGGAAGCCCAAUGUGUCGGAUUUCUUCCCAGUGCUCCGGGGGUUCGACCCCGAGGGCGCGUGCCGGAGGAUCUCAGGUUACUUUAGCAGAUUGCUUGCCAAAGUCGACAGCAUGAUCGAGGAAAGGACUAGGGCCAGGGCCUCAGAGGUUGCAUCUUCACCGAGCAACGACGUACUCGAUUCUCUGAUUAAUCUAAAGGAGAGAGGAGAAUUAAGUGGCGAUGAUAUUAAGAGCUUGCUUCUCGACUUGUUCCUUGCAGGAGUCGACUCGAACUCAAGCUUGCUGGAGUGGGCGAUGGCAGAGCAGCUGCACAAUCCAGAGAAGAUUGCGAGAGCCCGCGAAGAGCUCGACCAAGUAGUCGGUGGUGAUGGAGGAACGCUGCAAGAGCCUGACAUCGCAAGGCUCCCCUACUUGCAAGCCAUAGUCAAGGAGACUCUGAGGCUGCACCCGCCCGUCCCACUCCUGAUCCCGCACAAGGCCGAGAGCGACAUUGAGAUAUGCAGGUACCGAUUGCCCCGGCAUGCCCAGGUGCUGGUCAACGGGUGGGCCAUGGGGCGGGACCCGAACGUAUGGCCCGACCAGGACAGCUUCUCGCCGGAGCGGUUCCUAGGGCGCGAGAUCGAUUUCAAGGGCCGGGAUUUCGAGCUUAUCCCGUUUGGGAGCAGGCGGAGGAUGUGCCCCGGGAUACCAUUGACCUAUAGGAUGGUGCACCCGAUUUUGGCCUCUCUCUUGUGCUGAUUCAAUUGGAAGCUCGAACAGGAAGGGGUGGAGCUAUAUGCACAUUUUAUAAAAAGCAUGAGAUGGGUUGAACUUGUAAUGAAUUGCAUUUCUUCGGCUUCUAUGGAGUCCCUCUGGAAUGAGUACAUAUCUGUUAAUGAUUGGAAAGACGACUGA
Molecule: messenger RNA, 1470 nt
Organism: Eucalyptus grandis
Lineage: Eukaryota; Viridiplantae; Streptophyta; Magnoliopsida; Myrtales; Myrtaceae
Product: cytochrome P450 76AD1
Exons: 4
Molecular function (GO): heme binding; oxidoreductase activity, acting on paired donors, with incorporation or reduction of molecular oxygen; monooxygenase activity
Source: RefSeq, a predicted model, not a curated record